Molecule: messenger RNA, 2222 nt
Organism: Nicotiana attenuata
Lineage: Eukaryota; Viridiplantae; Streptophyta; Magnoliopsida; Solanales; Solanaceae
Product: ABC transporter I family member 11, chloroplastic-like
Exons: 11
Coding region: 164-1000 (278 amino acids)
Biological process (GO): transmembrane transport
Cellular component (GO): membrane; chloroplast envelope
Molecular function (GO): ATP binding; ATPase-coupled transmembrane transporter activity; ATP hydrolysis activity
Source: RefSeq, a predicted model, not a curated record
UGCUAUAACCUUUUUAUUGGAGCAGCUAGCGCAGUCUGCUUCUUCUAUUUCAUACCUGAAGGCGGAAGUUAGGCUUUGGUAGUUUUGAAGCUUCAGAUCCGAGAUUUAAAACAUUAUCCUCGAGAUUAUAUUCGGUUCCAUAGCUCCAGAAAUCAGAAGAAAGAUGGAAAGCUUUCCACUGCCCUCGUCGUCGUCGUGUCUACUGAUUUCCAGCUCCUCCUCCGUUUCGGGAAGACCAUCAUCCACGAUUUUUUAUCCUCACAGGCGCUUAAGAAAGGGGCAAGCACUCUCCGUUUCCUGCGAUUACUCCUGUUUCGAAAUAAGGGAUGUGUCUUAUCGGCCUCCAGGGACCAAGAUCAACCUAUUGAGUCAAGUCAAUCUUUCCAUCCCUGAGAAAAGUUUUGGCUUGAUAUUUGGACGGAGUGGCAGUGGGAAAACUACUUUAUUGCAGCUGCUUGCAGGGUUAAGCAAACCAACAUCAGGUUCCAUAUAUGUGCAGCGAUAUAGUGAUGAUGGUGAAAAGAUUAAGUCUCCUGAACUCUUACAACCAGAAAGAGUUGGCAUUGUUUUCCAGUUUCCUGAGAGAUACUUUGUUGCUGAUACUGUUCUUGAUGAAGUUACAUUUGGGUGGCCAAGACAAAAGGGUGGCCUUCAAUUAAGAGAGAUUCUUGCUUUGAGACUUCAAAAGGCCAUUACCUCGGUUGGUUUAACAGGAAUAUCUUUGGAUAAGGAUCCCCAUUCAUUAAGUGGUGGCUACAAACGUCGGCUUGCCCUUGCUAUUCAGUUAGUUCAAACACCAGAUUUAUUAAUAUUGGAUGAGCCUCUUGCUGGUCUUGAUUGGAAGGCUCGUGCAGAUGUGGCAAAAUUGUUAAAGCAUCUAAAGAAGGAGCUAACUUUACUUGUUGUCAGCCAUGACCUCAAAGAGUUAGCAUCUUUGGUAGAUCAAUCUUGGAGGAUGGAAAUGGGAGGAGUACUUAAAAGAGAGCCUCUACCAAUUUAAUACUCGGGGAUUUAUUAUGUUCCCAGCCAUUAGUUUCUGAUGCAAUGGAUGAGGUAUGGCACAACUAUUAGGCCUCUUUUUUUUCACGCUCUUUCAGUUAUGGCUGAUCCUAGUUAGACUGGGAAAAUAAUAAGAAUUGAGGAGUAGUAAAUAAAGCUCAAAAUGAUAAAAACGGACAUGGUUGAGUUACCAUUGUAACAAGAGUGAAAUUCUGAUCUUUUACUUUAAUUAGAGGUGUCAAAUAAGCAGGUUGGGUUAAAGUCCAAGCCACCCGAAGUUUGCUUGGGUCAAGAUGGUUUGAUUUAGAAAGGGCUGAGAGGCAUGUCAUAACCCACUCCGCCCAAGUAAACCAAAUAUAUUUGUCAUGGCUCACUAUGCAACAAAGAUCAUGUUUUUAAUUCAAACCACAGAUCUUAAAUAUAAUGUAUGUGUGUUUUAGAUGAACAGAAGAAGACUUUUGGAGCAUGCAAAUCAGAUGCAACUUUCUGUGUUUCUAUGUUAUUGAGUGAGGUUGCUCUAAUGGUUAGAGCACUUACUUUCAACCAAGAGGGUGGGAGUUUGAGUCACUCAUGGGAUAAAGUGGAAAAGGACCAAAUAUCCUGAGCAGGAGGGCUUUCUGGGUUGGAUUUAUCAUAUUUUGUUUUUAAAAGAAGUGCUUUAAACUUGCUGGUGUUUCUUUGCUUCUUCUGAAGUCUAUGUUGUCAACGGAUCACAUACUAGUUAUCGCUUCUCAGUUUAACUAAGUAAACUGUAUGGUCUGCGGGUAUUGAUGUCAAGGCAGCAGUCUUGCUCUGAUUUCAUUUCUUUUUUGGCCAAGCGCUAAUUGAGCUGGGCAGUACCAGGGACUCGAGGAAUCCUACUUGGAUGAAGUGAUAAUCUUGUAGUAUGUCCCUAAAGCAUUGGGACGUAAAGAGAAUCCUAGUAAAAAAUUGUUUAUAAGAUCAGUGUAAAGGUGAAGACAUAUUGUGGUUUUGGAGAUAAGUACUUGUCUUUAGAGUUUAGUCUCUGAGGUCUAAUUAAUUACAAACAAUUCUUAGGUCAUCAGUUUACUUAUUGUCAAAUUGAGUCCUUAGUUAUUUGUUGUUGAGUUCCUGAAGGUAGAAGCGUAAAUAUCAGUCACGUGUCUAGUUUGUUAUGAAGUUGAUUCUGCCUUUCUUUAUAUUCCUUUGUACUCGUCCAUUUCCAGCUAUGUUGAAUGGAAAAUCAAAUUUUUGCUUUCUUA